Molecule: messenger RNA, 10927 nt
Organism: Monodelphis domestica (gray short-tailed opossum)
Lineage: Eukaryota; Metazoa; Chordata; Mammalia; Didelphimorphia; Didelphidae
Gene: RNF150
Product: ring finger protein 150
Source: RefSeq, a predicted model, not a curated record
CUCCGGGCCCUGGUUUAAGAGCAUGAAACAGUCGCUCUCGGGCUGCUAAGGGCAGAGCAGUCGGCCCCGAGCCGCGCGUCCUAGAAGCCUCGGCACUGACACCGGAGAGCAGCAGCCCGGGCAGGAGCAGCAACAGCAGGAGCAGGAGCCCGAGCCCGGCAGGGGGUGGGAGACAGCAACUGCAAGGACGGGGGUGGGGGGAGGGCGCGGGGGGGCGGGGACCGGGUGGAGGGGGGGCGCCCGGCGGAGGAGAAAGAUGGCAAUGUCUCUCAUCCAAGCGUGCCGCAGUCUGGCUCUCUCAACAUGGCUGCUUUCCUUUUGUUUCGUGCAUUUGCUGUGCCUGGACUUCACCGUGGCUGAGAAGGAGGAAUGGUACACAGCGUUCGUGAACAUCACCUACAUCGAGCCGGGGUCGCCAGCCGCGGCGGCGGCGGGGGCGCUGGGCGCCUCCGGGGAGCUGCGCAGCGAGAAGAGCGAGUGCGGUCGCUACGGCGAACACUCGCCCAAGCUGGAUGCCCACGGACGGGUGGCCAUGGCCAGCUCCGUCCAGGAGCGCCUGGCCUGCGACCCCAACACCAAGUUCGCUGUCCCGGCCCACGCCAAACCCUGGAUAGCCCUUAUCCCCAAGGGCAACUGCUCCGAGAAGGACAAAAUCCGGCAUGCUUUCAUGCAGAACGCCUCAGCGGUGGUUAUUUACAAUGUUGGGACCAACACCAACGAGACCACCACGAUGUCCCAUGCAGAUUUUGUUGCUGUUACUUUUUUACAUGAUUGCAGUGUGCAAGACAUUGUUGCAAUCAUGAUUCCUGAGUCAAAAGGAAAGGAAAUAGUGACCCUCUUGGAUAAAAACAUUACUGUGAUGAUGUAUAUCACCAUUGGGACACGCAACUUGCAGAAAUACGUCAGCCGCACGUCGGUCGUGUUUGUGUCCAUCUCCUUCAUCGUGCUGAUGAUCAUAUCACUCGCUUGGCUGGUCUUUUAUUAUAUUCAGCGGUUCCGAUAUGCAAAUGCCAGGGACAGAAACCAGCGUCGUCUGGGAGAUGCCGCAAAGAAGGCCAUCAGCAAGCUUCAGGUCAGGACCAUCAAGAAGGGGGACAAGGAAACUGAACCUGAUUUCGAUAACUGUGCAGUUUGUAUCGAAGGCUACAAGCCUAAUGAUGUUGUGCGGAUCUUGCCUUGCCGGCAUCUUUUCCACAAAUCCUGCGUGGACCCAUGGCUGCUAGACCAUCGAACCUGUCCCAUGUGCAAGAUGAACAUCCUUAAGGCCCUAGGCAUCCCGCCCAAUGCAGACUGCAUAGAUGACAUCCCACCAGACUUUGAAGGUUCCAUAGGAGGGCCACCAACCAAUCAGAUUACAGGUGCAAGUGACACAACGGUCAAUGAGAGUUCUGUCACUUUGGAUCCAGCGGUCAGGACUGUGGGAGAAUUACAAGUAGUCCAAGAUGCAGACGCCACUCCCCAAGAGGGGGAGGUUCACUUUACAACCAACAGUGAGCAAGAGCCAGCAGUCAGCAGCGAUUCAGACAUCUCGUUGAUCAUGGCGAUGGAAGUUGGACUCUCUGAUGUGGAGCUUUCCACUGACCAAGACUGUGAAGAGGUGAAAUCCUGAAACAUUGAGCAGAGACAAAGGGGGAUGGUCGGGCUCCAGGGGGAGGGCGAAGGGGUGAGCUCCAGGCCUCCCUCCAGUCAUACACCUCCAGACCACCACCACCACAGCUUCAGUGUGCUCCAUUCGGGGAUGGUCCACGAAAAGCAAUACAUAGAGUUGCAUCAACUUGGACGCCGUCUCAGCAUCUCUCCAUCAGUCCACGAUGUUGGCAGCUUGGAAGUCGAAAGCGGAUUUCUUUUCCACCACCUCCAUGUGUUCAAGGACCCGGGUUUCAGCGGCUCAGAAAACAGUGACUGAAGGACAGCCUCGAGAGUUUCCGGCUUUCCUUUCCCCUUCUUAUUUUCCCUCUCCCCUGGGCGGCUUUUGUUUGGGGGUGGCUGGUAGUGUCGUUGGCUUUUUAUUCAGUGUUGUUGUUGUUGUUUUUUAAGGGUAUCUGUAAUUUGCUUGACAUCUGCACCACUGUUGUCUUCCUUUGGUUCCCUUCAGCGUAUUCCUCCCACAUUCUUGUCUGGAAGCAAGCAGUGCCUGCUCUGAUCCGUUUGUAAUCCAUCUCUCAGAUUUAUGGCCUUGACAUUUCAUCAUGAAGUAUGCAUGGCUCUGAGAAGAACUGGUGCCUCGGCUCCUCGGAACCAGCCGAACCAGCUUUCACCAAGAUUUUCAGUCCUGAAAAUCCCUUUUCUCGCCUGACUGGAAGCCCUGAAUCCCCUGAGGCCAGGGCCUCCAUAUCUUAAGCUACGUUGUCCUGGCUUCCACUUGCCAAGGGCCAUUAAAGGCACAUGUGACACAAAAGGGAGAAAUGAGGGUUCACUUCUUGCAAGCCUGGAACCAGCUCCAGCUGCAUUACGAGCAUUCCAUGAUCUUGAAGGGCUGGCACCUGGGGAAUCACAAGGAACUGAACAGCUAGAGGCUGGGCUUCCUUUCAUCUUCAAGCCAAAAGCCUUGUGCACUGGUUCCCAUAAGAAUAUGAAUCCCAUGUUGGGUCGAGGGUGAGCUGGGAGUGAUGGGUCAUAAAGAUGAGUAGGGAGAAAGGCCAUGGCAGAGCUGGUCAUUCCAGAGCCCUCAGAAAGCCAAGACAACAACAGUGCCAUGUUUCCCCUUAAUUCCAUCACUUGCUGGUUACACCUGACCCUGGCCCACAUAGGAGAAUUUAGGUGGCUCCAUAGCAAAUGGUUGGCCAUAAUUCCCUGAGCAUGACUGUUUGCCAGGUGAGGAGUUAUCUUCCUAAAUCAUUUUAUCCCCACAAGAACAGUGUGGGACUUGGCUAAGUCAAGUGUAUCUGAGCUGUGAGAGGCCAAUCAAGGGGAAAUGAAAAAGAAAGGCACUGAGUAAAUGUGUACGUCUACCAGGGUUUUUAAACCAGGUUUUUGUUUUUACUCCUUUUUUUCUCCCCAUCCCUGUGUCCGAGAUGUGCUAUUUUUAUAGCAUGCAAUUUUGUAUAACAUUUGAACUGUCCAAGGACAGAGAAGACUUUCAACUUAACUUGGUCAAGUAGCGAAUGCCUCUUGCUGAUGGUCACUCUAGCCCUUGCCCAUUGUGUGAAGUCCCCUGUAUCUAAGAUGGUACCUAUAUUGAAAAUUGGGGGUAAAUUCCCCUCCUAUUUCCCCAUAUUCUUCUCAUAUUCUGAGGACAAUUCCUCCCUGCUUCAAAAACCCAUUUCUCAAACAAAUGUAGGUUUUUCCAUCAGGAAAUGCCACUUGCCAAGACAUGGAACAGAGUUCAGGGAGACCCCUGGUCAUUGUUUUCUCUUAUUUAAAAGGUUUCCUCUGGGCAGAUUUGCAGAUUGUAAAGAAAAGGGUUUUCUGGCUUCAUAAACCUCUUACCCAUCUAGGACCCAAAGUAUUCCUCUGCAGCAAUGAGAUCCUUGAAUAUGGUCUGGCCCUUCCUUAGACAGGAACUCUUAUUUCCAGCUCUGACCAAUGAUAUGGAGUUAUAGUUUGGGGAAGCAUCCUGGCUUAGGGUGGAAGAGGGAGGGAACCAUCCUGUCCAUGACCACAGCCUAUUUCAGGCUCAGGAGCUAAUCUGUUUCAAAUAAAAUCCUUGAAGGGUCAGGGAACAGAAGCCCUAAAUCUGAGUAAUGUGAAACUACAAUAUUCUAUACCAGUGAUGACAAAUCUUUUAGAGGGAUGGGUGAUGUCCACAGGUGGGUGUGGAGAAGACAAGAGAAGGGGAGCAGCCCAGCCCCUCUCCCUCUGACUUUCUAGUGACAAACUCUGGCAAACUCUGUGCUGGGUAAACAGGGCAUGUGUCCACAGAGAGGGCACUGAGUGCCCCCUAUGGCAUGCAUGCCAUAGGUUUGCCACCACAGUUCUAUACUAUCUCAAAAUGAUUUCUAAAAGAUCAAGUGAUUUGAGACCCUUGGAGAAAGGUACCAUAGAGAAGCAUUGAUUAUCCAUCUAUAUGUUAUUGAUCAAAAAUUCUUAAUCCCAGAUGGGUUUUCUCUUUUCUACUCAACAUGCCUGGAUGACCUCCCCCUCCAUUUAUCACUAUGGGCUUAGAGGAUGCAAACUGAUUGUCGAAUUAAACUAAGAUAAACACGAUUAAAGACAAAUCUGUGAUUUCAACAAAUCAUGAUACAUUCCAGAUUUUUAAAAUGACUUUGAAUUACAUUAAGCUUCUGGAUUAUCAGCAUCAUUGCUCUCCCAUGGUAGUAAAAGAUAAGUAAGAGUGAUAUAUAUAUAUAUAUAUAUGAUCUAAUAAUCAUAACUAUUCCGAAGCUGCCCUUACAAGACUUCUUUUAUAUGGGUAUCAGUUUCUUAUAAAAUGAGGGGGAUGAACUAGAUGAUUUCUAAAGUUUCUUCUCUAAAGCUGUGGUCCUCUCUUCCUACCUCUGUGACCUCAGGCAAAUCACUCUUGGGGCCUCAGUUUUCUCUUCCGGGAAAUGGAUGAAUUGGAGAUGAUCUCCUAAAUAAUUUCCAGUUAAAUCCUAUGAUUCGGGGCAAAAAGACAAGAACCCGUGAAACAGUGGAUAGUCCCCUGCAGUUUCUGCUAUUUUCAGAGAGCUCUGUGCUUCAUAAAAUCGUACGUAUUCAGUCAAAACCCACUUAUUAAGUACCAGCUAUUCUGGAUAAAGGAUUGUGCUGGGAGAAAUCCAAAGAUAAUUAAGUCAUGGCCUCAACACAUCACAUCUAAAGCCUCAGACUUUGCAGAAGUUCUCUUUUGCCUAGUUAUAACUAGAAAUUCUUUCACGUAGGCUAGAAAUAAUUGAGCAGAAUUGGGUGGUAGUGAAGUGGGCAGCCUAGAUUUUUGUGCCCUGGGGCAAAGCCUUACUCACUGUAUCAUGAUUUGGACUCCGCUAAUUACUGAAAAUCAGUUUGAGAAUUAGUCACUAAUGUGCCUCUGUUGAAUUAUAUGGGGCAAGUUUGAGUUAGAGCAAGGGAGACAGCUUGCUAGUCAUCCUUUUCCCUCUUUCUGUGGGAGUAACUACCACCCAAAUUAGCCUAUGGAUCCAAAGAAGACUUUUUUCUCUCUUGUUUUAAUACAGGGCAAAGGGGCCCAUUGGGAAAUUUUUGCUAAAGGAAGAGUCCCAAAUGACUAAACUAUACCAUAGAUAUCAGUUAUUCUUUAUUCUUUCUUUCAUCUAUUAUGAUUUUGAAAGAGAUCACACAAUCCAUUUUAGUUUCAUAAUGAAAUAAAAUGUUAUGUCUCAUAGAAUCUGAAAUCUGUGAGGAUUCCAAAUCUCCACUUGUUCCUCUCUAAUUUAGCUUAGUCAUCAAACUCCUCUACUUUCCCAGCUACCAUAUAAUUCGAUCCUAGAGAUAAUGCUCAAACCAGUAGAUUUCAGUGUCGAGGGCUAAAUAUUGUCAAGUGUAGGAAUUCUCUGUCUGUGCAGGGCUUUUGUAGAGGAAAACAAGAGUGUGUCAGGUUGGUGAAUUGCCCAGAUAUAAUCCAGUGGAUCAAGAAAGUUGUUUUCUUUCCUCAAACCUAAAUUUACCUCCUUAAAGCUUUUCUUUCCUAUUCUUUGUUUUAACACUUAUCUUCUUUUUCUUAGAAUCAAUAUGUGUAUUCGCUCCAAGGCAAAAGAGAGGUAAGGGUUAGGCAAUUGCAGUUUAGUAACUUGCCCAGGCUCGCAUUGCUAGAAAAAGUCUGAAGUCACAUUUGAACUCGGGACCUCCAGGCCUGACUCUCUUUCUAUUAAGCCACCUAGCUGCCCUUCCCCAAUUCUUCUAAAACUACUCUCUAAGGGUCAAGAACAAAUCUUAUCCUUCCUCCACAAGAUAGCCCUUCAAAUAUUCAAAAAAAUAGCUCUCUUGGGCUCUUCAAAUUCUCUUUCCUCAAGGCUGUCUCCCCAUUUCCUUCAGCCAAUGUUCAUAUAAUAUGGAAUUGAGGUUUUUCUCCAUUAUCAUUACCUUCUAUUAAACACUUAAUAAUUUGUCAAUAUCCAUCCUAAAAUGUGGCUUUUCCUUCUGGGAAAAAUCUGGAGGUGCCAGUGAUUAUCACAUACACUUUCUUCUUGGGUAUGCCCUAAGGCUUGAUUCUCAGUAAAAUUUUAGCUCCUGUGUAGUUCAGAGUUUUGAGAAAGAUGAAUAAAUCAAAAGGGGAAAAUGUCAUUCAUGUCCAUGGGUUCAAGUCAAACAAGAGAUGCCUCAUUAGCAUUUCUGGGGAAAACAAGAGUGACUUUGAUGGGAUUGAUGAUUUCAGAUCUCAAAGUGUCAAAUGGUCAUUUCAGGCAUGGCACUCAGGAGUCAUUCUCACCUCCUCAUAUGAGGAACAGAGUCAUUUGCUCCUGAGAUAUUUUCCCAUUGUAUCCUUUAUUACUCUCCCCUCUUAGGACCUGGGAAUCAUAGAAGGUUAGAGCUGGAAGGUUAAUGGUAGGUCAUCUGGUCCAACCUCACUUAUACUCCCAUCCUGCCUUCUCUUUCUCCUCCUUUCCCUGCUUUCUUUCUCUUCCAAACCUCUUCCAUAGGUCAACCAGUGAAACUCUCAGACAAAACUCAAGAUGAAAGAAGUUGGUGGCCCCUAUCUGCCAUUUUGUUUUGAGUUUGGUUGUUCUUGACAUAUAGCAGUAUCUAAAUUUGAUCUUCUAGCAAGAAAAAUAAUUUGCCCCAAAGUAAGACAAUGAGUUCUCUGUUUCUGUAGAGAGCCUCUGCAAAUUGUGUAGAUAGUUGAUUUCAGAUAUACAAAUCAUAAUUGGAAAGAUCCGUUGAGAUCAUUUAGGACUCCUAGUUCUCUUUGAACCUUGAGAUUCUGUGACUUUUCACCCAUUAUUAUUUUCACUAUCUCUUCAUCUCACUCAGUCUUAUCUGAAACCACUAGCAGCAGAGUGGCUUUCCUGGCACUAACUGUCACCUUGAUAAUAACAUGUCCAAACUUCAGCCUGGGAUUCUCUCUUCAUCACCAUCACUAUUAUUCCAGUUCCUCUCCUGUUCCCCCCAACAAUUUCCCCAAGAACCCUGGGGAUGGAGGAGAUAAUCCAUUCCCACCAUUCAUUCAUAGGAUUAUAUCAGCAAAGAGCUAGAAGGUACCUCAGGGGCCAUGCCAUCCAAUCUCCUCAUUCUACAGGUAAGUGAGCCCAGCUCAGUGAAGUUUCUGGAACAAAACCCCAUGAGUUACAAGUGAUGAACACAGCUGUGUGAGGUCCUCUGAGUCCAAAGUCAACAGUUUUAUCAAACCUCCUCUCGUCUCCUUAUUUAACUACAAAUAAAUUGUUUUUGGAAUUAUUUGAGAUGCUUCAAAAAUGUACCUGACUGUUCAGAUGGAGAAAGAAUACAGAAAUGGUCAUCACCAACUGGUGGCAUCCUGGGUUUAGUAGCCACUCAGCAAAUGUUGGUUGACUAGCACUAACAAGAGACUUAGGUAAUAGUGUGAUUAAAGGAGGACAACUAAAUAAAUGAAUAACCCUACAGGUUACAGUGACUUGAAAUGAGCAGACUUCUGUCGGUGAGAAGAAGACACUGGAGGUAGAGGCAAGAAGACUUGGGUUGGAAGGUCAUGAGCUCCACCCCUAAGUGCCUGGGCACUGUCAAACAGGUUGUUUCCUUUCUUGAUGCCUCAGUGCCCUCAUCUAUUUUUUAAAAGGGCAGGGAGCAAAUUUUUAAAUUGUCUACAUGUCUCUCCAGCUCUAAACCUAUGGAUUUAUCCUCUGCUAAGGUCAUCAGUUUUAUACAAGAACUAGAAUUUCAGUUCUCCAUUGGAUGGACUAAUUUUUGAAGGACAUGAUGGCCCAUGACAAUGGAGGUCAGAGAAAAAAGAAGAGGUUGAUUCUCAGUAAACAAUGAUUACAUUCUCAUCAUUACUUAGUCUCUCUCCCUCUGCCUGUCUUCCUUCCCAUCUAACAACCCCAAAGCCCUCUAUGAUAAAAGCAGGUCUUAUUUUAAAAGCCCAUGGAUCAAUAACUAGCCUCUUCCACUUCGAUCCCUUUAAUGGAACUGAAUUGUAAUCCCCGGAAUGGGUGGUAAGGGUUCCAGAUCCUGUAGGGGGCCAUUAAUAACCAAAUUUCAGUUACCACCUGCCCAAUGAAAGCUCCUGAGUUGUGAUACCUAUUCUACAAGGAAAAAGUCAAGGGCAAGCCUAUCUCUUUGUCCUGCCCUCCAAAAUGAACCUGAUCCAUGAUCAAGAGGCACUUUCAGGAAAAUCUGUGAUCAAAGCACUUGAAUCUGUGGGCAUUGGGGCUGUACCAAUGAAAUAACAUUUGGUCCAUGUUUAUUGAUAAACAAAAGAGUGCUUUCCUUAAGGGGGAUAGACAUGGCCUCACCACUGUGAUGGGGGAAGAGAAGAUUAGGAAAAUCCAUUUCAGCCUAUAAUCUUUUUGGUGUCUGAAUCCUAAAUAGGUUAUUCCUGUGACAUUGCCAUUCUUCUUGAAAUGAUAGGUGAUAGGAAAAGGGGAUGGGAGAAUAAAAGGGACCCUGUAUGUAAUCUAUAGACCAAAGACAGAAUUAUUGAGGUGUAUGACAUUUCUUCCAUUGAUAAAGCUUUAUUUUCUUCAAGUAAUUUCACAAAUAAAAUUCAAGGUUAAAAACAGCCAAAGAGGCAGUUAAAGGUUAUAGAAGGAGUGUGGAACUUGGAGUCCAAAGACCUGGCUUCAAAUUCACUAAACUCACUGUGUGACCUUGGAUAAAUCAUCUCUCAUAGCCUCAGUUUCUUCACAUAAAAUGAGGGGGGUUAAGAGUAUAUAAUCCUAGAAGUCCCUUGUGGUACUGAUAUUUCUGAGAUUCUUGAGUCCCAGUGGAAUGCCUGGGUAUUCUCUCAAACACUGAUUUACUUGACCAAAUCCCAAAGUCUAAAACAAGUAGUGGCCUUAGUCCCCCUCCAUCUUUUCCAUUUAGAGCUUAGCCGUCCUUCCCCUCAGAAGAUUCAGCCCAUGCCCAUUUCUUUCUUCAACACAAGGUGGUCCCACAUCUUAUCUAGAAUUAAGAAUGAAAUCAAGAGUUUUUGCAAAUUGCCAAAGAAUGUCCAUGUGUGUCCAGUGGCUAAACACAGCAUGUCCGGGUCUCUCAGAGAAAACACCAAAGUGUUGCCGGUACGAAUUGGUAUUUGUGCAGUUAAAGAAUGAAUAACAGAUGGGCUUUCCAGUCUGGAAUUUGUUGCUGCACCAGAUGGUACUAGUGCUUGUAAAUCCUUGGCAGGGGGCAGGGUGCCCUCUGCUGGAUCAUCUCUUUCUUCUCUGGCAGAAACUUGAUAAGAGUUGGUUUUCAUGGACACUUCCUCAGCCCCUGAGCUUGGGGGUCUCUAUUUGAAAUGACAGCUACUUCAGCAACACCAAUUGGGUCCUUUUUAUUUUUUUUAAGACCAAACGUGAAGGAUGCUGGAAAGUUUGGAUGGGAAGCCAAAUGGGCGGGCAGUAUCACCAUCAGCAGCCCUUUCUUUGAGUCUGGAAAAUAGAGAAGCUCUUUACUUCCUUUGUUUUCCAAAAAGGCCAGGCUGACUGGGGUGAUCGCCUAGAGAUCUAAAACCAGGGACUGAUCGUUUCGUCCUUGUUCCCCCAUCACUGGCCAUGUGAAAUUCCCAAGGAAGAUCAAUAAACGCGCUUCUUUCUGAUGAAUGUAAAAGGUAUGGGCAAUCCAAGUGUAUUUGUAUCUGUACAUAGCCCCAUAUUUAUUUCUCACUUCCACCUUAGCCAUCUGGAAAAGGUUGUACCAUUUUAUAAUUAGAAAAAAGUGUAUGGGGGGAGGGAAGGGGGGACUGUUAUUUUUAUAGUGGGAUGUUCCUUGUAUUUAGCAAACUUUACAUGAUUUUGUACUUGUGAAAAGAUACAUUCCAUCCAUUUCCAGGAAAAAAAUAGAUUUCUUUUUUUUCUUUAAUGUGGAUUUUAAGAUUAAAAGGGAUGUGGGCUCCGUGUAACAUGAGCUGAGCUGAAAGCGGGUCAUUCAUUCUGGCUUCUGGAGUCAACCUCAUCAGCAGUAUCUAAUGAUGUUGAGCUUAUUAGACUGCAAACCUUUACCAGCAAAGGCCAGCAUACAAAAUGUGAAAACACACACACAUACACACACACAGAAAUUAUUUGAACCCCUUUUAUACUUUCUCACUUGAACAUUUGCUAAUCAUCUGCCCUAUUGGAUUCUGUUCCAGUUGAGAUCCCCUUUUUUCCUGCUCUUGGUGAAGCAGUAGUUGGGCUGGGCUCCAAAGACCUCACAGCCAAUGUUUAGGGCCUUCCAAACGUUAUGGGAAAUUUUCUGAAUAUCACCUGAAUGUUUCCUGGUCAAAUGGGUCACAACGCAGGUGUCCUCUCCACAAGAAGGAUCUCUGGUCUAGUUCUUGGCGCCGACCGUGAGAUGUCCUUUGAACAUCUGGACUCGUCCUGUAUUCAGAAAAUCUCCCUGACCUUCUGAGACCCAAGACUGGCCAUCCCAGCACCAAGUCCCCGCGGCAUUUGCAUUAUCCUGUGAGGGCAUUCCCUUGGCCUUCUGAUGACUCCAGUGGAGUAGCCGUGGUGCAUGGAAUGGGGCCAUUUUGAUCCCACCGUCCUUUUCUGUACAGAAUUGCAGAUGUAAUUGGGUGGUUAGUGCAGCCCAGGCAUGAGUUUGAUUUCCUUCUGCGCGUAUCCAUCCCCACCUCUUUCCUCCUCCAUCCCUCCCGAUGCACUUUAAAUCUCUUGAAAAAUAGAGGAAUCAGAAACCGUUCUAAAAGGGAUUCCUUUGCCUGAUUAGCAAGAGGCCCAGACCUGGACUUGGCUUUAUUGGACGCUGUUAUGUGCUUUGGAGAGUACAAACAGUUGGUCUCAUUUGGGGGUGGUUAUGAAAUGUGGAGAACGAUGGAAAACCUUCAGUAGUACGACAUGGCUAUUUUUGUUAUCUAGAAGAUUCUAAUGUAAAUAAGUACAACUGUGUUAUUAUGUACCAGUAAAAAUCUUGAAGCUAUAAAAGCUAAACCAAGGAUUGUGAA